UUGCAAAAAGACCAGAUAGCGUAUAAGUUCCAGCAAAUGACUGAAGCCAUUGAGGCAGCUUUGAAUGAGAUUCCAUAUGAUGAACUUGAUAUAUCGGAGGAAGUUCAGGAACAUAUUGAACUUGUUCAUGCACAAUUCAGACGAGCAAAAAGAAGGCCGGACUCACCUGAUUUACAAAAGGAACAUGAUUUAGCAGUAGCACAGAAAGAAAAGGAUCCCGACCCUGCAAUUCUCAAAAGACUUUCAGAUAAGUUGCAGCUGAGGACAAUCAAUGAUCUAUCGAAAUAGUCGGUUGUUUUCCACGAACUGGUUAUUGCAAGUGGUGGAGAUCCGGGGGAGCGCUUUGAGGAGAUGGCAUCACUGCUCAAGAAGCUUAAUGAUUAUGUUCUGACCGAAAACCC
Molecule: messenger RNA, 401 nt
Organism: Hibiscus syriacus
Lineage: Eukaryota; Viridiplantae; Streptophyta; Magnoliopsida; Malvales; Malvaceae
Product: U-box domain-containing protein 14-like
Exons: 2
Coding region: 37-288 (83 amino acids)
Source: RefSeq, a predicted model, not a curated record